CCUCACCCUAAGGUGCCUAACCCCGCUUACCUCUAUCUCCCUUGGACGGAAGCCAAUCAUCUCGGUCGUUACUAUCCAGUGCGGUUUCAAUCUAUUCUUCUAAGCCCACACACCUGUCCCUAAGCUACUCAUCUAUUUAAACACCAAGAGCAAACAUGGGUGUCACCCAUGUUGUUCUCUUUCAAUUCAAGGCAUCCGCUAGCCCCGAAGCCAUCAAUGAUGUUUCUCAACGCAUGCUCGGACUAAAAGAUAGUUGUAUCCAUCCCACGUCAAAGAGAACGUAUAUCAAGUCUGCAUCCGGCGGUACCAAUAACUCGCCCGAAGGAGUAAAUAACGGCUUCACCCAUGCGUUUGUCAUGGAGUUUGAGACAGCGGAGGACCGGGAUUACUAUGUCAACGAGGAUCCUCUCCACGAUGAAUUCAAAAAGAUUGCGGGCAAGGUAUUGGAGAAGGCGCAGGUGAUCGACUUCACUGAUGGCGAAUUCAAGUUGUAAUGCAUACAUGUAGCAGCCUGGGCCGGAGGCCUAGAUACAUAGGUAGUGAUAUAGGCGACGGAUGUUACCCACACACAUCGACCUUCUCAAGCACAACGCUCAGUUGCUUGCCCC
Molecule: messenger RNA, 608 nt
Organism: Westerdykella ornata
Lineage: Eukaryota; Fungi; Ascomycota; Dothideomycetes; Pleosporales; Sporormiaceae
Exons: 3
Coding region: 156-494 (112 amino acids)
Source: RefSeq, a predicted model, not a curated record